This is a messenger RNA of Rasamsonia emersonii CBS 393.64, 1551 nucleotides long. RefSeq lists its product as uncharacterized. The transcript has 2 exons. The record is from RefSeq and is a predicted model, not a curated record. Gene Ontology annotation, biological process: regulation of translational termination; poly(A)+ mRNA export from nucleus; regulation of translational initiation. Lineage: Eukaryota; Fungi; Ascomycota; Eurotiomycetes; Eurotiales; Trichocomaceae. Gene Ontology annotation, cellular component: nuclear pore; nuclear pore cytoplasmic filaments; cytoplasm. Bases 1 to 1551 code for a protein of 516 amino acids. Gene Ontology annotation, molecular function: phospholipid binding; inositol hexakisphosphate binding; translation initiation factor binding.
AUGGGGAGACGCAGUUCCGGACGGCUGCUGGACAGCCCAUCCAAACAACUCUUGCUCGAGCUCGCGCGUGAUCUCGAGCAGAUUCGUCUACAUCAUGAGGAGCUGAAAAAGGUCGACGAGUAUCACCGGAGAUCCUUUCACGAACGUCAGGAUGAGAUAGACCGUGAAUGCCAGGCGGUGUACUAUGCCGCCAUCGAUGCAGCUACCGCGAUGUACGAUCAACAUCGUCUCGAGGCCGAGGAGGUUCUCCAGAACCAUCUCCGAGAAGUCGAGGAAGAGAGACGCCGGAAGCAGGAGGAAGAGGAACGGCGCGCCAGGGAGGAACUCUUGGCUCGGCAGGCCGAAGAGGAGAGACGUAGGGAAGCCGAAAGACGAGCUCAGGAGGAAGAGGCACGAAGGAGGAGAGAAGAGGAAGAGAAGGCGAGGAGGUUGGCAGAGGAAGAGAGAGCCCGCCGCGAGCGGGAGCGUCUCGAAGAGGAGAAGCGACAGCGCCAGGCGGCUGAAGAAGCCGCGCGAAAGAAGGCCGAGGAGAAACAUGCGCCGAUCCGUGACAAACUGAAGCAGUUGGGAGCCGCCCAUCGCACACCAGAAGAGAUCGACGAGCAUGGCCGCUACCUGCAGCUGCACUACGAUCUGAAGAUGCUACGGAAGAAUCUGACAGAGCAAGGAAAGCAGAACCCGGAAUUGAAACAAACGAUGGGAGACUUGCGAAGGACGAUUGUGAAGUGCAUCGGCCAGUUGAGAGAGGGCAAGGGCGCCAACAAGAAACAGCUGCAAGAAAUCAAAGAAUGUCUCGACAAGGGCAAACAGUAUACGGCCAUCACGGUGGAUAUCCGCACCUACAUCGCCUUUCCGCCCGACAAUAUCAAAAACGCGUCCAGCGAAGAAGCCAGUGUGCCAGCGCUGUUCGUAUAUCUUCUCAACAUCCUGACCAAGGCGGUGAUCGCUCAGCUCGUCAACGAAGCAAGCAUCAACACCAAGUACGCGGAACCGCUAGGCAUCAUCACGGCGCAGAUUUUCUCGUUGGAGGCAUACAGCUACCGCAGCUAUCCGCUGGUCGACAUCUUCUGGGCCAAGUACCGGGUCGUCUGCCCGGCCCUCUGGGGGUUUUCAGGCGACGAGCGGACGGAGCAAGGCAAGCAGUCGCUGGGCUGGUGGCGGGUUGAACCGGGCGGCCCGUUCAUCACGGAGCAGGAGCACGUCGAGCGCAUGACGGGCCUGGGCGCCGGGUACGCCGCCGUCACGCUGCGCAACUUCAACAAGGUCAGCCGCGGCAACCCGUUUCCGAACACCCUGUUCUGGAAGACGAUGCACAUCAUCCUGUCCAUCCCUCCGGACGAGCUGCAGGACACGCACUUCCACCUGCUGAACGCGAUGCUGCGUCAUUCGCCGGACCGACUGGUCGGGUUCUUUGGGCAUGCGGGCCUGGCGCUGCUGCGGAAUGCCAUAGUCGACAUCCCCAACCGCGUGACGCGGAAGCACACGACGGCGAUCAACACGCUGAAAGUGUUGCGGGAGAUAUUUAAGGGGGAGAAGAACAUUAUUCUUUGA